Messenger RNA from Arthroderma uncinatum, 2640 nucleotides. RefSeq names its product ubiquitin carboxyl-terminal hydrolase 13. The record is from RefSeq and is a predicted model, not a curated record. Bases 1 to 2640 code for a protein of 879 amino acids. Gene Ontology annotation, molecular function: cysteine-type deubiquitinase activity; cysteine-type endopeptidase activity. Gene Ontology annotation, biological process: protein deubiquitination. The transcript is spliced from 4 exons. Gene Ontology annotation, cellular component: cytosol; nucleus. NCBI's taxonomy places the organism in Eukaryota, Fungi, Ascomycota, Eurotiomycetes, Onygenales, Arthrodermataceae.
AUGAGCUCCUUCUUUGGGAAACUCAGAGGCAAUGGGGCCAAUAGCAAUUUCGCCAACGCUGCCACAGCCGCGAAGAAGGACAUCCCACCGGUACCCUUGACUCCGCUCCAGAAACUUCUCACAGACGCAGGCCCAUUGAAAAGCGAUGGCAGUGAUAAGUUCUUUGGCAUGGAGAAUGCUCCAUUCGCGAACACAUGUUACUGCAAUUCUAUCCUCCAAUGUCUAUAUUAUUCCGCCCCAUUUCGAGAAUCCGUGAUAAACUACCCGCAACGCUCCCCUCCCGAAUCCCUUCAGACCGCGCUAUCAACCAACUUCAAAUACCCGGACCCGGACAUAUCACUUGAAGAAGCACUUAUGCAAACGAAGCUUAAACAACAGCAAAACAUUAAUGCUGCAAACAGACCACCCAUCGCCGUGCAGAAUCAGAUCCAGAAACCCGAGGAUAAGGACUCGCCCGAAUAUAAGAAGAAAAUAGCGAUGCAUACUCUUCCAGUGCUGGAGACGACAGAUAAUUCGCAGAAUUAUGGCAUGCAGGAAUCACUAUUUACUUCGUUAAAGGAUAUCUUCGAGUCCAUCGCUGCGAGUCAGGAACGUAUGGGCGUCGUUCGACCGCAACACUUCUUGGAUGUCCUACGGCGGGAAAACGAAAUGUUUAGAACAGCUAUGCAUCAGGACGCGCAUGAGUUUCUUAACUUACUGCUCAACGAGGUGGUAUCCAAUGUCGAAGCUGAAGCAAAGCGAACGCCGGUAAUAGGAGACGGUGACUCGGAAUCAAGUACCCCAACAUCAGGGUCUGCCGCAACCACCCUCGCAACGUCCGUCGGCGCAAAGUCUCCCUGCAACACUCGCUGGGUCCAUGAGCUGUUCGAAGGUAAACUCACGUCCGAAACAGAAUGUCUUACUUGCGAGAAAAAAUCCCAGCGUGAUGAGGUAUUUCUUGACCUGUCUGUGGACCUAGAGCAGCACUCCUCGGUGACCUCGUGCCUACGGAAAUUCUCGGAAGAAGAAAUGCUCUGCGAACGUAACAAGUUUCACUGCGAUAACUGUGGCGGUUUACAGGAGGCCGAGAAGAGGAUGAAAAUAAAGCGCCUACCAAGGAUAUUAGCGUUGCAUCUGAAACGGUUCAAGUAUACGGAAGAUCUGCAGCGGUUGCAGAAGCUGUUCCAUCGCGUGGUAUACCCUUACUAUCUACGGCUGUUCAACACUACCGAUGACGCCGAGGAUCCAGACCGGUUAUACGAACUAUAUGCCGUUGUCGUACAUAUUGGUGGCGGUCCGUACCAUGGUCAUUAUGUAGCGAUCAUAAAAACAGAAGACCGGGGAUGGCUGCUAUUCGAUGACGAGAUGGUCGAGCCCGUGGAUAAAAGCUAUGUACGGAAUUUCUUUGGCGAUAGGCCGGGUCAGGCCUGUGCAUACGUCUUGUUCUACCAGGAAACAACCUUUGAAGCCAUGCAGCGGGAACUGCAGAGUGAACAUAUGGCGGCAAAAGGAGAGAAUGCUGACCUCGCAACCACCGCCUCUUCAAAUGCAAAUGGCGUCGCGUCUGCAUCGGACAUCAGUCGCGUACGCAGCGCAGUCCCUCAACUCCCCAUCACGGACAACUCACCCUCCACCUCCUUCAACCCCAUAAAGCAGGUCCCCAGUGCACCUCAACUGUCCACAAUAGCCGACCCACCAUCCACUGCCCUCCCUCCCGCGCCAGCAACGGCCCAGUCACCCAACACUCCGGUGUCAUCCUCGCCCAACAAACUUCCUAUUUCCUUGCCCCGUAUCCCGCUAAUGUCUCGAACUCCUGAUCGUGCUGCUGAAAUACAAUCUAAAAAGGAGCGGGCACGAGAAGAAAAGGAUCGUAAGGCCCAAGAACGGGAAAAGGAGAAAGAAGAGAAACAGAAACGCAAGGAACAGGAGAAGGCGGAUGCACGUCAAAGGGAGCUAGCUAAGAAAGAAGAACAGUUGGUUAAGACCGCUUUGGAUGCGAGCCGGCUUACGGCUAAAGAGGAGAAAAAGAGGCUCUCGUCUGAGAAGAAGAGACUAUCGACUGAGAAGAGGCUUUCGGCAGAGGGGAUGCCUGGUAACGGCGAUGGGAACGGAAAUGAAAGUCGAAAUGGAAAGGAAAAGGAGAACGGACAUGGCAACGGCAACGGCCAUGGUAAUGGAAAUGGCAAUGGAUAUGGGCUUGCUGGCGGUUUUGCGAAUGGUAUUAAUGGUAUUGCUGGUGGACUGGGCAAGCUGAAGCUCGGCGGUCGAAGCCUCAGCUACAGCAGAAAACAUCGAGAAAACAAGGACAAGGAGAAAGAGAAAGUCCCUGAUCUGCCAGCCUCUAGCAGCGCAACAAAUGGCUCUGCCACCGCCUCCGACACUACUAUAUCUACCAAUGGCCCUCUGAAACCCUUUCCCACUAUCAGUCCAAGCGCCAAUACGUCUUCUACCGCAGUUACAGAUGCAGAGCAACCACCUGUCCUCGGACAACGCCAACAACUACCUUCUAGAGUAUCAGAACAGCUCGAUCAAUACGAGAGCCCCUCUCAACAAUUAACAUCACUCCCUCAACCACCCCCCACGUCAUCAUCGCCGCAUAAACAGCCCACCACACGACGAAGCCGAUUCAGCCUACGCAAGAAAUCAUUUAGUGUACUCUAA